CGAAUGCUUGGCUUAGUGGGCACCAUGUUUGCAGAGGGAAACACGGUGGGCCUGGGUUGUGCACCCUGGUGAGGCUGUGCUGUGAGCUGUGGGCCUUGGAGAUGCCUGGCCUGGGUGUUGCUGGUGAGGAGCCUGGGCCACUGUCCUGAUCCCUGAGUCCCUGGCUCCAGGCUGGGGUGCCCACUCCUGGGUGGACCCAGUCUGUGGUUCUCAAGGAAACACCUAUGUCCCUCUCACUGUGUUCCUCUUUGGGGAUAGGCAGGCUUCUCAGGGACAGAAGACAGGCUACCUGACCCACCAGCCUGACAUACGGACUGGGAGACCUUCGAGCCCAGCAGUCAGGAGGACCGGGGAGGAGGGUUCCAGUGGGGAAACUGAGGAAGAGCAGGAGGGCAUUCCUGGCACGUGUGGGGUUCAGGAGCUCUGGGCAGUGUUAGCUGCCACCUGUUGGCAGAGGCACUAUCCCUGUGUGACUGGGAGCUGCCACUGCUGUGGGUUCUGCACUCAAGUUCUGUCUACCCCAAAAAAUCUUACAGCAGAACCAAGCUGGAGCCCUAGAUGUGGGGCGGUCAUUACACAGAUUGCCUUUCUGCGCUAGGAGUGUCCCUUGCCACUUGCCGUGGUUUCACCUUGUCCUGAGCCCUGAGCUAAAACAGAAUGGGAUAGACGGAGACAGACAGGCCCAGCCCUCGCUCCGUGUGCAUCCCAGCUCUUUCAUCCCUCCUCCCCGCCCUCCCCUGGGACCCAGGCCCUGACAAUGUCCCAUGGGUAAUGCCCAGGCAGGGCUUGCCCAGCCUGUCCUCUGAUAGACAGAAGCAGAGACCUGUGGCUCCAGUCCACACUGGCCACGGGUGUUGGGGUGGGACAGGUGGAUGUCACCCUUCAGGAAGGCCCAGCAGGAGUCGUUGAGCAGACACAUGCAGCAGAGCCCCAAGAGGGCCAGUGCUGGAUGGGGAUGGACAGGAGGGCCAGGCAAGGCUCACCUCAGGAUGUGGCACACUGGUCAGGACAGGCCCCGAAGUCUCCUGUUUGCCAGUUUUUCCAAAUAGCUCCUCCAGCUGACACCAAAGUCCAUCUCUGGCAUCCAUCUGUCCGUCCCUCUGCCCACCCCUCAGCCUAGCUAAUUAUCAGUUGACUCAGUGCAUCCUAUCUACCUACCCACUCAUCCAUCCACCUGUUCAUCUACCUGUGCACUCGUCCACCCCACUCCCCACCCCCUCGCCUGUGCCCUGUCCUCCUGCACACCAUGUACAUUUCACUCUCCAGCCCCCAACAGCUGUCCUCAGUCCCUCCACCCAGUCCAGCUCGCAUCCAUCGCAGCUAGUGCCCCCAGUGUGCGAAGGUCACCAGGUCCUCCCAUGGCCUCAAGUGCGUGUGCCUGGGGCCAACCAGGCUGCCGCUGGGGAACCUGCCUGCAAGGUAGCACUCGGCCAUGGUGCCUCUUCAGGCGCAAGCCAGCUCCAGACACCUCAGGGACGUGAGAUUCUGCCCGGGUGGGGGCUGGGACCAGGAUGGAGAUAGGGCAGCCCACAAGCCGCUCCGACUCCCCAAGGCUGCAGGGCGUGCACCCUCCCUGCCACCUGCCCUGGGGGUCAGCACCUGGGGGAGGGGUCCCAAGAGAGACCUCCAGGAGGUCCUGAUGCACUCUGGCACCAGGGGUGAGCCACAUGUCUACCCCACCAAAAUCCCUGGUGGUGAUCACACCUGACCCAGCCAUAGCCUCCUUGCCCACUGCCCACCCUACAGUUCCCCACCGAGCCAUGACAUGAGCUGGGGGAGGCCCCAGAAUCACGAUCAUGCUGGCACCCUGAGGCCAGCUGCCCUCGAGACCUCACGGAUGGGCCUGGGGCAGCUGUGCGUGACAGAGUCCCAUAAGACUCCAUCUCGCUUGCUCUGUUCUUUUCCUGCCAUCCAGCUGGACCCCAGGCCCAAGGCUAACAGAAGGCAUUAGUGCCCUUCAGCACCCCCCACAUCCCAGCAGCCUCGGGCAGAGGCUCAAUCCACAUCCUCCUCUCUGCUUUGGCUGCCCCACCUAUGUAAUAAAGGGCACGUACCCAAGGCGCUGGCCCUCUUGGGCUCUGUUUUGCUCCUUCUGAAGUGCUGCAGGUGAGGAAUGCAGGGCCUCCCCUCAGGCAGAUAACUGGACAGGGUGCUGGGCAGCGUAGGGUGGAGGCAGGGGACACAGGGCAACCAUGGUGAGAUUCUCCAGUGGGGUGAGCCUUUGAGGUGAUGUGACGGCCUGACCCCUCCUCAGGAAGACCACCACUGGGGCCAUGUCCACAAAAUGUUCUGUCUGAAGGGCACACAGGACUCGAGCGGGACUCAACAGGAAGGCCACUGUGUAGCUGUGGUGUGACAUCCUCUGCCCUGGGCAGGCCCUGAGCUCCCACAGGAUGGCAAGGGGCAGGGACAUCUAGCUGGAACACAGUGGUGCCCAGCCUCCCACCAGGCCACAGUGGAGCCUCAGCCCUGGGCCCUGUGCAACCUGCCUUAUUGUCCACUCGCCCUGCCGGCCUCGGCCCAAACAGGAACCCGGCACAGUGCGGGCUGGGUCCCUUGGCUUCUCUCCAGGUGCUGGAGACGGGAAGCCCUGAGGCCGUCCAGAGUCAGGCCUGGGUGUGGGAGGCUUGCAGAUUGGCCCUCCAAUGGGUGGGGAAGAAAGGAGGGGUGCAGGGGCCCUGGCACCCCUUCAGGGAGCGACGUGGGGGAGGGCUGCUGCCCCGAGCCCUAGGCCCUCAGAGAAGCAAAGGAUCAGCUCAGCUGAGGGCCUCCACCUAAGAUGUGCCAGCUGUGGGGUGCGGGGGUCCUUAGGAACUCAAGCGCCACAGGCUGCUGCCUCCCCUGACCAACUCAGGCCCUGGGCUCCCUGGCUCUGCCAGACAUGGCUUCCCCAACUUGUUCACGCCCGACUGUUCACCGGGGCCUCCAGGGGCCCAGUCCUCUUGUCAGGGAAGUGGGAGGAGACCCUGAGUGCUCACAGCACUGGGCCUUGUCCAGGGCUCCAUCACCCUCCCCUCCCCAAGAAGGAAGGGUGGGUGGGGCUACACCCAGCGGAAAGCCCUUGGUGCUGUAGUGGGAGCAGCUGGCGCAGCACGCACAGUUUAAAAGGGGCUGGGCAGGUGCAUGCAGGUAAGCGGUGGUGGAAAUGAGCAGCAGCUCUUGCUUCCCAGCCAACCAUGUGGCCCUUCCAGAGCUGCACACUCUUCCCACCCCCCACCGAGGCCUGGCUCCAGAUGGUCUCCUCAGACCCGGAAGCCCAGGGCUGGGGGGCCUGGGCCAGGCCAGAGAAGAACUCUCUGGAGCCAGGAAGUGGGGCUGGGAGGGAGGCCGAGGAAGACGAUGAUGGAGACGCAAGCUUCCUGCUGUCCCUACUGGAGUCCGAGAGGCUGGCCAAGGGCCCUGAACCUGACCAGGAGCUGCAGGAGCUGGAGGCCAUCAAGCUUAAGCUGUGGACCAUGGAGCAGGCCCAGGCGGCACCAGAGCCGCCCAGCACACAGACCGUGGCCAAAGAGGAAGAAGCCGCCAGGGCUAGGCAGCUGCUGAGUCCUGAGACUGUGGGUAGCCCCUUUCCCAUGGCCCCCCGGGAGACGGUGGAGGCCGACUACAGAUCCAUCUACGUUGGCAACGUGGACUACAGCGGCACGGCCGAGGAGCUGGAGGCCCACUUCCACCCCUGUGGGGAGGUGCACCGUGUCACCAUCCUAUGCGACAAGUUCUCUGGCCACCCCAAGGGGUCAGUGCAGGGCUGUGGUGGGGCACAGGCAGUGUGGACUCCCCUCGCCCCACCCCGUCUCACCCUCCCCCACCCCCCAGCUAUGCCUAUGUGGAGUUCACCACCCGGCGCUCAGCCCUGGCCGCUGCACAGCUGGAUGAGAGCAUCUUUCGGGGCCGGGUCAUCAAGGUGCUCCCCAAGAGGACCAACUUCCCAGGCAUCAGCUCCACAGACCGCGGGGGCCUCCGGGGGUACCUGGGCACCAGGGCAGCACCCAUCCUAUGCAGCAGCCUCCAGGGCAGGCCCCGGUUCCGACCACGUGGGCAGGGCAGGGGCCGUAGAAGAUUCUCCACGUGGUUCUCGCCAUACUGAGGCGACAUCUGACUCCACGUGGGGUCAGGGCUGGGGCAGGAGUCAGCAGCUGUGUGCCCUGGGACCACUUAUUCCAGACAGGCCGGGUCUGCAGCCAUGAGUCUCAUGGUUGUCCAGUGGGUGGCGCAGCUUGGAGGCCCUGGACAGCUGGGGUGGGGACAGGGAGGCCCAGGUGGUGCUGCCAGCCAGGAUGGGCCACCUCAGCUCUUCAACUCAUGUAUUUUAAAGAAAGAUACAGACUUCUGUUUUAAGAGUAAAGCAUAAAUUAUUAAAUUUGAAUGUUUUUAAAAGCACACCAUGGCAGAU
Fukomys damarensis (Damara mole-rat) is the source of this 4390-nucleotide messenger RNA. RefSeq names its product PABPN1 like, cytoplasmic (gene Pabpn1l). The record is from RefSeq and is a predicted model, not a curated record. The transcript is spliced from 6 exons. The coding region runs from base 3177 to 4184 and encodes 335 amino acids. NCBI's taxonomy places the organism in Eukaryota, Metazoa, Chordata, Mammalia, Rodentia, Bathyergidae. Gene Ontology annotation, molecular function: RNA binding.